AUGAAAUUCUCCACCUUCCUCGUCGCUGCCAUCGCGUUGCUCGGUGUCGUCACUUCAGCCGACCAACCUGUCGUGAAAACGUCCGCGGAGGCGCUAGAGAAGGUCCAGGCGUCCGCCUUACCCGAUGGCGUCACGCUAACUGGUACGACGGAGAAGAUUGACCCACCUGCUUCAGCUGCUGCGGUUGCCACCAAGGAAGCCGACGUCCGUGAGAGCAAGCAUGUUGGCAAGAACAACAUGGAUGAGAAAGAAGACGAUGACGACAAGAAGGAGUUCUUUGGUGGAGGCCUCGGUGCAGCUGCACGUCACAGGAACUUGCUCGUCACGCUGGAUGCUAAUCGUGCAGUCAAGUCGGAUCCGAGUACUUCGUGUCGCUACUUGUUGCAGCUGUUUCGUAGUUAA
Messenger RNA from Peronospora matthiolae, 402 nucleotides. The record is from the annotation of a GenBank genome assembly. Lineage: Eukaryota; Oomycota; Peronosporomycetes; Peronosporales; Peronosporaceae.